Molecule: messenger RNA, 558 nt
Organism: Protobothrops mucrosquamatus (brown spotted pit viper)
Lineage: Eukaryota; Metazoa; Chordata; Lepidosauria; Squamata; Viperidae
Product: group 10 secretory phospholipase A2-like
Exons: 2
Coding region: 85-558 (157 amino acids)
Biological process (GO): arachidonate secretion; lipid catabolic process; phospholipid metabolic process
Molecular function (GO): phospholipid binding; calcium ion binding
Source: RefSeq, a predicted model, not a curated record
AUCCAACACUCCAGCCAAACACAGGUAUAAUGUGUAUAUUUAUGUAGGAGCACAUUGUAUAAAAAGAGAUAAAGCAUUUAUUGUAUGGACCUACUCAAAUGCAGUAAAAUCUUAAUUUCUGCCUUUGCAGUAUGGAAUGGUGUUCUUGGAAGGAAACAUUUUGUGAAUAAAAGAGGACUCAUUGAAUUAUACGGAACCCUAAAAUGUGGUACAAGCCGAUUUUCUUUGGCCUAUGUAGGUUAUGGAUGCUAUUGUGGCCCAGGAGGAAAUGGAUGGCCUAAGGAUGAAACAGAUUGGUGCUGCCAUAGACAUGACUGCUGUUACGAUUUUGCACAACGACAAGGCUGUCACCCGAUAACAGACAGAUAUAAAUGGACUUGUCAAGACAAUACUGUGAUAUGUGGUAAGGUACAACUUGAAUUUCAUUAUUUUCAUUUACCUUAUCCCAGAGACGCACAAGCAGAUACAGAUGUUCUAGAGGUGAAAAAUUCAGCUUUAAUUUUAGAAUAUCCUAUUGGUUUACUCAGAGAGAAAAGCUUUCUCUUGGAAGAUUCAUAA